AUGGACGAGGAACAGCCUCUGCUGGUCGAGGACCCCAUCUGCGAGGAAGACAUCUCGAAGCACUUGCUCGACUUUGACCCCAAUGGCGACUCUGAAAACCCCAGGGAAUGGCCCGCACCCUUCAAGUGGACUCUGGUCGCAUUGCUGGCUCUCACCGCGUUCACCAAUGAGGGCACAAACUCACCAGCGGCCGCCUUGCUCGUCACAAUCUGGGAGCUCGGUGAAGCCGCAGGUCCCCUCCUCAUUGCGCCCCUUUCCGAAAUUUACGGACGCUACCCCGUUAUGAACGCCGCCAACAUCCUCUUCAUCAUCGCUACGGUCCUCGCCGCCAUCAGCACGAGCACCCCGCUUCUCAUCGGCGCCCGCUGCCUCACCGGUCUCGCCGUCGCUUCCAAUGUGCUUAACCCGGCCAUCAUCGGCGACAUGUUCGUCCCGGACAACCGCGGCUCGGCGAUGAGCAUAGUAUCUCUCGCCCCGCUCAUGGGCGGCGCGGUCGGUCCGAUGAUUAGCGGCGCCAUUGCGCAGACCCUCGGCUGGAGACAGGUUCUCUGGAUGAGUGCUGGUUUGGCAACGGUUUGUGAGAUUUUAUUCCUCACCUGCUUCCGGGAGACGUAUAAGAUGACCAUCUUGAGACGACGUGCCGCGAAGCAUGCUGAUGAGCACGGGGCACCGCUUCACCCUGCCAGAGUUGAUGACCAUAAGAGCUUAAUUAAGCUAUGGGAGUCGAUCAAGCGGCCUUUCUAUGUUUUGCUCAGGUCAAAUGUUCUGAUGGGAUUGUCGUUCUUUGGAUGCAUAACAUUCGCCUACUUUUACGUCAUGUCCAUCAGCUUGCCUGUCAUUCUCCAGGACGUGUAUGGCUUCUCGCCCGCCCUGACUGGUCUUUCAUUCAUGUCCUUCAGUGUCGGAUCAUUCAUCAGUGUCCUUGUCAGCAACUUCAGUCUCGAUAGGAUUUAUGUGAAGCUUCGCGGCAACGACCCCGUAGGACGCCCCGAGUACCGCCUCCCGCUGGUUAUCAUCGGCGCGUUCACCCUGCCCCUCUCCAUCACCGCAUAUGGCUGGAUCGCAGAGCUCCACCUCCCUGUCGGCCUUCUUCUCCUCUCCGUCGCGAUGCUCGGCUUCACUCUCCUGAUGGCCUCCCUCCCGCUCUCAGCCUACGUCGUCGACGCCACAGGCCUGUACUCUGCCUCUGCCAUGACCGGCGUCAUCGUGACGAGAUGCCUGGCGGGCACUUUCCUACCCCUUGCGAGCGGACCCAUGGUGCAGACCUUUGGUUAUGGUUGGGGGUUCACAAUGCUAGGUGCUUUCAGCAUUUGUCUUGCGCCGAUCCCGGUGAUUGUCAUGAGAUACGGCCACAUUUGGCGCCAAAAGUCCGAGUACACGAAAGAUGCCUGA
Colletotrichum phormii is the source of this 1392-nucleotide messenger RNA. Its product is annotated as major facilitator superfamily transporter. Bases 1 to 1392 code for a protein of 463 amino acids. The transcript has 3 exons. Gene Ontology annotation, biological process: transmembrane transport. The record is from RefSeq and is a predicted model, not a curated record. NCBI's taxonomy places the organism in Eukaryota, Fungi, Ascomycota, Sordariomycetes, Glomerellales, Glomerellaceae. Gene Ontology annotation, molecular function: transmembrane transporter activity. Gene Ontology annotation, cellular component: plasma membrane.